GACGACCCGGGUUAAAUUCUAAUAUCUCGACGAAUAAAAGGCGCCUGGGAGCCCGGGGAUUGGUUGUGAAACAUAUAUUCCCAGAACAGAAGUCGGGAGGGUCCGCUGCGGGUAACCCGGAGUAAAGGGCGUGGGAAGAAAGAGAGCAAUCAUGGCCUCGUCCACUUUUGCGCUCGAGGGGGGUCACGUAGCGAAUUCUUCGAAUUCUUCGGCCUCUUACAGCUCUCCUACCGCUCGCCACCUCAACAGGAACCCGACCCUGAACAAGACGACGUACGGCAAUGGCGACAACAACAACAACAACAACAAGGACAACACGACCCUGCAUGCCCAUCGCCAGAACCACAAUUCGUCCAAACUACCUGCUUUCCGCUUUGCCGACCUGAAAAAGGAAGCGCUGUCUCUGCCAGGUCUUUUGCAACAGAACGCCCCGCCCUCUCCCUUAUCGCCGUCGACCAUUUCGGGCCACUGCAGCCCCGAAGAAUCAGCCGACAACAGGCACGAUCCAGACUCGCACGACUCGCAUAAGCAGUGCCAGCAAAGCCUGCAAAUCGCUGUGUCACCACGACAAAACAAUCUCCACAGCGCCAAAACAGCCGCCUCGCCCGCAUCCAACCCUUCCGCACCCGUCAUUUCACAGCAUCCCCAAUCCAGCCCAUCUAGAAAUCGCGCUUCUACUUUCCAGGACUCGUCGUCCCCAAACUCUCGUACAGUCCCGUUGACCGCGAGGCGACCUGCCUCAUUUCCCGACUCUCCCGCCGUCGUUGUCAAAAUUAACGGCCACGAUCUCCCUUCUUCGUCCCUGGGCUCAACUCGUUCGCGCGCCGAAGAGUCGGGGCAGGCCUCGCCAACCGCGGAUAAUACAAAGGACUGGGCGCAAGGCCAGAGAGAGCUGCUGCUGCCCAAAUCGAUAGAUAGCGCAAAGACCGAUGAGAAGAAGAAGUCACGCCCGCCUGUCUCCUUCAGAGCACCGAAUAUCCCCGGCUCUUCAGGCCGCGCCGUCAUUCCUCCCAUCCGAUCGUUUCGGUCCUCUGGAUCCCGCAAGAGCCUUGUUCUCGACAUGCAUGCCAGACGAACGUCAUACGAUUCCGGGGAAGAGGCCGACGACCCACACCACCGCGACCGCACGCUAAGAGCCUUAGAGGGCAGGUCCGACGACGACUUCUCGCAGAUCACCCCUCCAGAUUCGGCCGGGGCGAUGUCAGGCAACGAGAACACGGCCGACAUAUUCAUGAGAAUCGCCAGCGAAAACCCCGCGCAUAGAGUCAAUGACGGGAUGGGCUCGGCAGAGGACCACAGUGCGGUUUCUCGAAUUACGCGAUCCACCCGUACACGGCCGCUCUCGGCCGCCAUCCCAUCAUACCAAGCCUCCCCGCCGCAGAUAUCUCGACGUCUUUCCGACCAGCGCGAGAAUACGAGGAAUCGCCGAACAGCAGAUGACCGGUCGGCCCAGCAAAUGACCAGAGAACUCAAUUACCGAGGGAUCCCAAAAGAUCAACCCACAACGAACUCGCAGAUCGGGGAAGGUUCGAAUCGAUCGCAGCUUGCGAGGGUUUCUCUUAGACCCUCGCCAAUCACCCCGCGAACGCUGACCUUCCAAGAACCUUUCGCCGAUGGAAGCUCCGCAUAUUCACAGAGGAGGCCGUCGUUGACCGACAGCAACUCUGGGCUGGCGUCCCGGACUUCACAGUAUAGGACCCCAAACUUGUUGUAUGGCCAAGGACGGACGUACAACUCAUCACCGUUAGCCGCGAGGUCUUCGGACCCUCAGAGGCAGGAUGCUCAGCAGGCACCUGAGGCGAGCCAUGGGUUGGAAGGAACCGAGUCAUCGGCCUCCACCGCCGCUCCAUCUACCGUAUGGGAUGAGCUAGACGACCUCAAAUCACGCAUCUACCGUCUGGAGCUGACGGGCAAGGCGCCAUCGACCUCUGGAGCGGCCAUGUCGAGAGUGUCUGACGAGCGACCCCCGACAGCCACAACUAACGCGACGACCAUGUCGGCUUCCCCAAAGCGAGGAUCAGGCACAAGUGCAGCUCAAGCCGAUGCGAGCAGUACCACCUCAUCACAAAGGGAGGCACAACCCAUCCUCCGCUCGGCGCUGUCCAAGACCAAAGGAUUUGUCAGUUUGGAUGUGUAUAGCGCAAUCGAGUUGGCAGCAACGGAGGCGCUCGCCCUAUCAUCCAUGAUGGGCACGCCUGGCCAGCUGGGCCCCAUCUCCAGCGGCGCAAGCACGAUUGGUGCUGGCGGGAGCGUCACAGACAGACAGCUGCGCCGCAAGGCAGAAAGUAUCUGCCGAAGUUUAACAGAAUUGUGUCUGGCAUUGACUGAGUCAUCGUCGCAAUCCAAGCUACCACAGGGUAACUCGACCCCGCGGGAGCAGGAUGCGGUCGCCAGUCCAACUGUCACCAGUCCGACAGUCACGAAAUUCUCCACAGGUGUGAACCAGCGACGACCGAGCAUCACGGAUCAACCUCCGACGAGGGUCAACUCUAGCCCUCGGGCUGGGACGAGCCUCGAGCAGAGGCGCACUACUCUGCUGGUCUCAGCGGCACUGCCAAGCCCCCGGUUUGCCGCCGGCCCUGGAACGCCAACGGAUGUUGGUCGGAAAUCGUCCCUUAUGUUGGCACGAACUCGCCGAGGCGGGACCGAAGAACCCGAGGAGCCGUCGGGAAGGAAAUCUUCGCUGCUGCUCAGGACACGCCGGGCAGCGACAGAGGAGCCAGAGGAGGGCCGCAAGACGUCUCUGCUCCACGUACGACGAGGUACGAACGACGAUGACGAGGAUGAGGAAGCCAGGUUUCGGGCCCCGUCUCGAGCUGCUACCGAAGUCAAUGGCCUCCGGACCGCCCCUCGGGAGUAUCCUGCCCCAGGGCCAGCACCAGAAGGCACCGCUCUAGGAUCGUCCGCUUUGCCACGUCGCCGUUUCGCCUCGUCCACCUUGAGCUUCAGACCGACUGGCCCCUCAGCGGCUACUGGUCCUGCUAGUCCUGCCGGUCGCCGCUAUCUCGACAGGUCGAUGCCCGAGCGAGAAACCAACAGUGUCAUGGAGAAGUUGGCCGAAGAUAGGGGGCAACGACAGCUCUCCCUCAGCCAAACCGCCAUGCUCAAUCGAACCGGAAGCAUGAGCCGACGACGUAACAGCGGCAUUCCCAGCCUGCCGUCUGCCAGCAUGCAGGCGGGAUCAUAUCGAUGAUAAUGACAAACACCAGCAUCAGAAGGAUUAUGCCCUUUACGAUCGCACCAUCUUCACGAAUGUACCACCUUUAGAUAUCUGUUCAUCAUGCGCGGGGCGUUUUUUCCCUUCUUUUUCUCUCACUCUCACUCUUCCCUGCAAGAUUAUGCAUGAAACACACGACAUUAACGAGUCGGAGUCGAUUCAUUUCUCGAUGGCCACCUUUUAUCGGCUUUCAUGG
Phialemonium atrogriseum is the source of this 3413-nucleotide messenger RNA. RefSeq lists its product as uncharacterized. The record is from RefSeq and is a predicted model, not a curated record. Lineage: Eukaryota; Fungi; Ascomycota; Sordariomycetes; Cephalothecales; Cephalothecaceae. The coding region runs from base 152 to 3193 and encodes 1013 amino acids. The transcript is spliced from 2 exons.